CCCCGUCAAAACCCCCAAUGGAUGUUGUAGAUGAGUGGGGACGCAAAGCCUCCGUCUCCUCCACCGGAGAAUCAAUCACUCCGUUCUUCUCGAAUCCAACAGAAUCACAGCUACUCUUCUCUUCUCCCUCACUCUCUCCUCCGAUUCUCCACCGCGUCCCUCACCUAACCCACGCGCGAUUCCUCACCGUCUCCGGAGGCAUCCCACCGUCUUCUUCCUCCGCAAUCGAGUCCUCCUUCCGUAUCCCACAUCCCAACAACGAAGCCGCUAGGGUUCUCUCCUACAACCGCCUCCAGUUUCUACCUCUCCCCUGUAAAGAUUCUGUCUUGGUGUUUUUCCCUACCGGAACUAACCUCGAUCAACUAGGGUUCGUGGUGAUUUCGUCCUGUGAUGGAAUCCAGGUCAUGGGUUUGGAUAAAGGUGAAGUCUUUGUGGCGAAAGAGAGAUUCUUUUCUAGAAUUUUGAAGAUUUCAGUGCAGCCCGUUAGUGAUUUGAGAUUAGUGUGUAAGUCUCUCAUGGGGUAUGUUAUGGUUUGUUUGUUGUAUUCGGUUCAUUGGUACUGUGUCAAGUACGAUGAGGCUCGAGGGAGACCGGUUUUGAGUUACAUUGGAUGUCAAAAGUUUAAGAGCUGUUCUGUUGCUAACGCCUCUUGGAGCCCUCAGCUUACUGGAGAGUGUUUGGUGCUGUUGGAGAACGGUGAGGCCUUUUUGUUUGAAUUGAAUGAGAAUCAUUGUAGUGGAUUCAGAGGUUGUAAGAUGAAAGUUUCUUGGGAAGAUCAUCAAGGGAAGAGUUGGUUAGGAUGUGAGUUUGGUUGGAGACUUGGGACUUUUAUUGUUGCUAGGUCCGAUGCAGUGUUUGUCAUCACCAGAAGCUCUGGGAGUUGUUGUAGUGUGAGAGCUUUGUUGGAGUCUGAGAGUUUGAACAUGGAUGGAACUGAAGAGUUUGUUGCGUUUGCCAAGGCGGGUAUUGAUGAUAGUUUUAGGUUCAUUCUAGCUUCUAAGAGCUAUGUUUAUCUUUGUGAUCAGAGGUCAGGAGUGCCUUUGUUGAAGUGGCAGCAUGAUGUUGAGAAACCUUGUUUUAUAGAUGUUUAUAGCUUGUCUGAUCUCGGGUUUCAGACAGAUGAAUCAACUACUUCAUGCCUUGUAAUAGGGUCGUUUUGGAGCGCAGAGUCUCAAAUGUUCUGUUAUGGACCUGCUAAUGAUUCUUCUUCCUUGUAUGUAUGGGAGCUUCCACACAAUCUACUCUCACCAGCUGGAAAAUGUCUCUGCGGGGAUUGUGAAAUCAGAGAAGUGAUAAUGAAAGAGUCUCUCCCUGUCUGGAUCGAUUGGCAGAAAAACAGAGUUCUUGUUCUUGGUUUUGGAGUUUUAAAUAAGUACCUUCCAUCACUUAGUUCUUCAUCAGAUGGGUUUACUUUGAUUCGGUUAAAAUCCUCAGGGAAGCUCGAAGCUGUCAAGUUCCAUACCUCUCCUGAUCCUUUAAAUAGCUUAGAAGCAGUAUCUCACAUUCACAGAGACUCCACCUGCAAAUCUGAGGAGGUGAACUUAUUGUACCAUCCUGAUGAUAACUUAUACAAACUCCCAAGACGGUUCAAAUACCUAGAACUAGACUAUCUCUCUGCUUACACAAAAGGGAACCUCUCCAAGUUCUUAGAAUCGAUGAUGAGUAAAAAGAGAUCAUCAGGUGCAAAGAAGAACAAUCCUCUUAGCUUAACAUACCAUGAAGAGUUAUGUGAGAAGCUGAAACUCUGCGGGUUUGGUAGAGACAGAUCCUCCUCUACAGUUACUGCAGUCUUCAACAGUAUCAACUCACCAACAAGCGUUUUCGAUAUUGCUCUGAGAGAAACUUGGUCAAGCUUACCUAUGGAGCUUUUGUUGCUUGCGUUCUCGAACUACUCUGAUGUUGAAGGUGUUCUGUUAGACAAGAAGAAACCAUCUCUUGAGUUCUUAUCUGUUCCGGAACUUCCACAGUUACCACCUUUCCUCUUAAGGAAACCUUCACGAAGAAGCAGCAAAUGGUCGAAGAAGGUGCAGCCUGGUGUUGACCUCAUUGGUCCAGUUCUUCCACUCCAAGUCCUCCUCACGUUACACGAGUUACGUAACGGUGGUCUGAACUCAGAACAACAAGAGUUCUCACCAGAUGCAGAGUUCUCAGACCGGUGCAACCAAAUCUCCAAAGCGGCUCGGGAAAUGGCAAACUCAGGUGCAGACGAGAGAACAAUCAUAUCACUUGACGAUGACAUGUGGCUUAACAAUGACUCACAGAAGGAGAAGAAGCGCUUCAUUGCUUAUUCACCCAUCACAAAGACAGAUGAUGAUUCAGACAAGGAGCAUGAAGAAGAACUCACAAAGUUUGUCUCUAAGGUGCGUCGUAAAGACAGUGAUGUUGAUGAUGUUGGUGGAGGAAGAUCAGGGCUUGAGGUUUUUAAUGAUAUGUCGCCGGUGGAGAUUUGUUUCGAAGAACGUGAGGCGAGUUUUGAUAUGAAGGCUUUGUUUAUGUGCAAGGCGCUUCUCUCUCAGUGGCAAGAUCGUUCUACUCCAUAUCAAGACUUUCUUUCUCAGUACCAUCUUCAUAAAUGA
Molecule: messenger RNA, 2576 nt
Organism: Eruca vesicaria subsp. sativa (arugula)
Lineage: Eukaryota; Viridiplantae; Streptophyta; Magnoliopsida; Brassicales; Brassicaceae
Source: the annotation of a GenBank genome assembly